CUUUUGAACCAUUCCCCAAGCUUUCUGUAGCUCUGUGAACCAUUCUCUAAGCUUUCUGUACCUCUGAAAGAGCAACAGAAAAAAAAUUCAAAAAUAAGGCAAAAGAUUAAAAAGAAAAGCUAAGAAACGUGAAUGCAUACCUUCCGUAUUAAAGCAACAGUUCUUUACGAUAUAUUUUGACAUCUACUUGCAUUUUUUCUUCAUUUUUAGUUUACUUUUUGGAAGAGCGCGAUAGAAAUGACCCUUCGUUAACGGCGCUUUCCAAGUUCUGCCAAAAGAACCCCCAGCAGCGCUACGUCACUGAACUUUGGGCGGGAGAUGCAAUAUCGACUUCUGAUUGGCUACUAUUAGUGAUGACGUUGGAAUCGUGGCCACAUGUCAUAAAUGUCGGCUUCUGAUUGGCUAGAUCAGCACCUGCCUCGUCCCUCGUCGCUUCAGUUUCGAGCAGAGAUCAGUGGGAGGACAAUGGGGUUACAUGAGGGCAAUGGGGGUUAUAUGAGCCCACACGAAGGGGAGAUCAGUGGGAGAACAAUGGGGUUAUAUAUGAGUGCAAUGGGGUUAUAUGAGCCUACGCGAAGGGCUGGUGGCCCUCAUAGUAUGGUUGAAUAAAAAAGCAGUCGAAUUGAUUUCAAACUAAACUUUUUAAAGGUUUUUCCACUUUAAAUAUGUAGUUCUAAACGAAUAUUCAAAUGUCUGUUGGUUUUCCAAAAUUUAGUUGACAAACUAUGAUUUGGAAGCCAUAUUAAAUAUGAAUGUAAUGAGUUGCAGGGAAGCCAUAAAGUGCCACUUGCGAAAGGAAUGGCGCCCUAGCAGUAGGGCCGAUUUUUCUCAUGUAAAACAUGCAGUGAAAAUUUAUUCUAUUGUUAAAGUCACGGACAGGCAACUUUCCUAAAACAUUGCUGUUGGUUAGUUGGGCAAAAAUACAAUACACACGUGACGGUGAAGGGCCAUAUUUAUGAAUAAACGUUGACCAACAUAGAUAAUGAGUUAUAUAUUGUUAUUCCAAUGAGUUUCAUAGCCAUCUACCCUUUGAUAGGCUAUGCUCUAACCCUAACCAAAAUAAUAAAAUAAAAAUCCAAAAAGAAUCAACUUUAGAAAUGUAUCAAAUGAUGUAACGUCAAUUUGAUGGUUGAUGACACCGUUCCACUGAAUUGUUAAUAUUAACUGGAUUGCUGUAGUGGUUCACACAACAAUGUUCGGCUCACGUUCGGAUAGUUUCGAAACUUUUAGUUUGGGUGUCGGAAGGAUUCGGAUUUCCAGCGAGCUCUAUAUGUGACUGGAUUGGCCAUCUUCCCAGCCUGCAUGGCAGGCUAAAUUGCCCGUAUCUGAGAACCACCUAUUCGUAUUAACAUGAAGUAACUAGAGGUAUGCGAUAAUCUGUGGGCUCGUGUUAUUCUCAAAUUCAACAUGGCGAUGGCGUGCUCAUGAAACGAUUUGAAUUUCAAAACUCCAUUUUCUUGUUUUUGGAGAGAAAUUGUCCCUUCUUUAUGAUAUUUUAAAGCUGAUUGGAAGACAAGGUAUUGUCCUGUACAUAUUGUAGUUAUUUAUAUACUGUUUAUUGGCUAGAAUCGUGCGAAUAAUUGCUGGGAGAUUGUGUUUUGAAAAUGGUCAAUUUUUAAUUUAUAAAUUGUUAUUUUCUUUUAUAUUAUUUUGAUCACUCCCGUUCACAGAAUCACGUGCCAGUAUAGUUUUGUGAUUCUAACCAGUUCAUGUGGAUAAUUUGUCUUGUGUUUAGACUAUUUAAGAAAGAUCCUUCUCAAGUAUUAAAAUCAUGCUAUUGUGUUGUUCAACUUUCAGAUAUCUGUAUAAAACAUGCCAAGGCCAAAGAAAACUGAGGAACCAAGCGAACCAGAUCCCAAGUAUGCUGACUGGAUCCUUGCGGCAAUUGGGAAAGUCCGUCAUCAGAAACAACGCCCCAACGAGGAACGUAUAACGCACAUACUCAAGAUAACGUAUGGCGUUGAUACGGCAACCGUUGUAGAACAGUUAGAUCUUUGUGUUAAAGCUGGUCGUAUCAUUCGUGGGGAUUUUAAAGGGAAGUCGUCGUAUAAAGAUCCUUCUGUUCUAACGCCUGGAACCGGUAAAUCACCCCGGAUGCCAUCAGACCUCAAUAAGUGCAUCAAGAAAGCAAUCAAAAGUGAAGGUACUAUACUACCAUACUAAGUACUGUAGGUGGUAGUACAGUACUGUACUACCAUACUGUACUGUACUGUACUACCGAUUAAGGAUGAACGGCUACAGGUAAAACAUUGUUUAUUCUCAUGACAAACUUCAAUGUUUUUACCGUCAAUGUUCAAUGUUUGUGAUGGUUUUAAUAGACCUUUCCCCUUAUGAGUGAAAUUUUGAUCUAGAUAUGCCUGGACCAAAAUUUCACACGUCACAGCUUGAAAGAGCAUCACAAAAUUAGUAAUAUUCCGAAGUUUAGUUGCGAAAUGUUGUAAAAUGCGGAUAAUACAGCAGCCUUGCGAAGUUUGCCGUUUUUCAGUAAUUUUGCAUUACAAAUGGGAAAUUGGUAAUCAGAUGAUCAAACUGAUUAUCAAUUUCCCAUUUGUAAUACAAAAUGACUGAAAAACGGCAAACUUCGCAAGGCUAUAAUGUAUUAUCCGCAUUUUACAACAUUUUGCAAUAAAACUAAGGAAUGUUACUAAUUUUGUGAUGCUGUUUCAAGCUGUGAUGAAAUUUUUGUCCAGACUUGUCUAGAUCAAAAUUUCACUCAAAAGGGGAAAGGUCUAUUCAAUCAGCUGGGAGCUGGUUGAACAUGAUUGGCUGAUCAGAUUAUGAGAUUAAAACAUGUCACAUGCUCUUAACAAACAUUGAACUUUCUCAGUAAAAACAUCGGACUUUGAGCAACUGUUCAUCCUUAGUUGCAAGUGACGGUAUAUGAUCUUGAAAAAAACUGGUGCUGUGCACCAGGAAUUAUCUAUAUUUCUGAGAUUGAUUGUUGAGAAAAUACGCACUUUACAAAUUAUAUACAUUGCACAUCAAUACAUGUUGCAUUUUAACGCAAUAUGUUAAACUAACGUGUGAAGCGUGCCAUUUAUUAAUGGUUUUAACAAUCUUUGGUUGCUCCAGUAACAUGUCAUGUUGGAAAUUAUCAUAAAAAAAUUGACAUGAAUGAUGUCACCUUUACUCGGUCGACUGAUAUUAUGACGUCAUUAUAAAAUCGGUAUCGGUUAGAUUGUGGCAUGAUUAAUCGGUAAUCGGUAAUUUCCGAUUCAAUUGGUCAAUCACUACUUUUUGAAACUCGCUAAUAGCGUCAACAUAAAUUAAUCAAAGUCAGUGGCGGACACUAGUUUGAAAGACUGUAAAAAUCUUGUACCAAAUAACACAAAUCACACUCGUAUAGUUUCUGUACAUGUCACAACAUAUGCAUUUUAUACACUCUUUUUGACAGAUACUAGGGGGUUAACUUUUUGCAACAGGCACAAUUUCUUUUUACAUUGUCAUUGGCGUGUUAAUUAAAUUAAACCACCUUGCAAUUCCAUUCACAAAUGUCAAUAAUCAUAUAAAUAUUUUCUCUGAAAUGUUGGUUUUCUAUGCUUAGCAUGUGAUUUAUAACAAAACGCACCAUUAAAACAGUGUUUUGAAACCCUAGUUUUUUACAAAAUGUGUUCUCAGAAUGCUGCAAAUGCCAUUUCCAGGAUUCAAAUUUUAAAAUUUUCCCAUGCCUUUGGCAUGAGCCCUCCCAAUAUUUCGUAAAGUGUCCGCUACUGAUCUAACUUUACUUAAAUACUAGCCUGCGAACAGGCUCUCAAACUGAAUUGAGAGCCUGCAUCGAUAACAAAUGAAUUUGAAUAUCUGCCGCGUAACGUUUGUUUUUCCAAAUAUGGAGUGUCUAUCCUUAUAUGGUGUUGUUUACAACUUUCGUGCAAACUAAAUUUAGACCGUACAGUUUUCGAAAUAUAAGAUUUAAAAUAUAAGACUGUUUCGAAAUAUAAGACUGUUUUCUCAAAUCAGAACAUUUCGUGCUUUGAGAUAAGAUGGGCAAAACCAAUUUGAUCAUUUAAUGUGUUUUUUAUGCAUUUAAGUGCUGCAGUUGACAUAUAUAGAGCUCAGCGGAAACAUAUAAAUUAUAGCAUCUGACCAAUGAGAAUUUCACAUGACAAUUUGAGACGCAGAUAUUCGAAUUCAUUAGUCAUCGAUGCAGGCUCUCAAUUCAGCUUGACAGCCUGUUCGCAGGCUACUUAAAUACCUAUCAUCAAUUAAUUCAAUAUUUACUAUUCAUAAAAGGCGAUGAAGGUGCAACGACAUCGUGCAUAGAAAAAUACCUAAAGGAAAACUUUCCAGAAAAGAUCGAAGCUGUCACAGACCUCACGAUGGCCAUCAGGUAUGCCAUCCAGCGAGGCAUCAGUAGCGGACGCUUUGUGAAGGAAGGUCGCUAUGUGAAACUCUCGGACAAGUACCAGGCAAGAGACGCCGAGAAGUCCGCAACCAAGGAGCCCAAACCCAGCGUACAGAGGGAAAUAUUCAAGGAGAGGGGAAAGGUUUUUUAUUUAAUGUUUCUUCAAUUUUCUUUCGACUUGCAAAGCUUUAGAACGAUGAUUUAUUAACCCAAUAAGCUGCAGAGCUUCCUCAUUGACGAGUAAAAUUGUCUGGCGUAAGACAAGUAAAAAAAUAAGUAGGGCACAUGGUGGCUCAAUGGGUUAACUAGCGACAUUGUCCGAUUUUUUGGUUAUAACCAAUUAAGCUGCAGAGCUUCCCCAUUGAUGAGUAAAAUCGUCCGGUGUUAUACAAGCAAAAAUAAAAAAGUAGGGCGCAUUGCAGUUCAAUGGGUUAACCCUUCAAGUGGCAAUGCGCCCUACUUUAUUAUUUUACUUUGUCUAACACCAGGCAAUUUUACUCAUCAGGGGGAAAGUUCUGCCAACUCAAUGGAUUAGUCAAAUUAUCUGCCCAUUCACCCUAUUAAACCUUUAAGUGGCAAUGCACCCAGAUGCACCCUACUUUAUUAUUUUGCUCUGUCUAAUGCCAGAUGAUUUUACUUGUCAGGGAGAGAGUGCUGCCGCUCAAUGGGUUAACCCAUCAAAAACCAGCACUUGCCCCUUGACAGUUAAUUUAAAAUUUUCUGGCAUUAGACAGAGUAAAAGCUUCACUGUCUGUUGGUUAAUCAGUUGGUCAUUCAGUCAUUUUUUAUUUUCACAAUUUCAUUUUAAAUAGCCAGCACCUCCGCCACCAGCCCCAUCAAAGAAACCCAAGGCACAACCCAGUCCUCUGUGUGGAUUUUGUUUGGGCACGGCCGAGAAGAACCGAGAUGGCGUUCCCGAAGUUCUCAUUUCAUGUGCCGACUGUGGGAAUAGCGGUAAGGUGGACACAAUAGGGCCAUUUAUACUGGACAAAAUAAGUCGCGACUUACAUAAGACGCGUCUUAUAUAAGCGGAGUUAUCGUAUAAAUGGUUCUCUAUGGCUCUAGUCUUAUUUACUUGCUAUAGCUAUAAUAUUGCCUUAGUUGUUUUUGUUUUAAUAUGCAAGGCUAAUAAUUUUACGUUGUUUCAAGUUUCCGGCAUGUGUAGACUUUUUAUCCAAAAUGUCUUAUUUAAGACGCGACUUAAAUAUUAAGAACAGUUAAAAAUCCUGUUCUUAUUUAAGUCUAGUCUUAUCCAAAACGCGUCUCACCCAAGAAUUUUGUACCUUUUAUACGACAAACUUGUGUCUUAUUUAAGUCGCGUCUUAUGUAAGUCGCAACUUAUUUUGUCCGGUAUAAAUGGCCCUAUUAUCUUCUAAUAUAAUCAGGGUCUGAAAUUUGCAGUAUCCCGAUAUACCACCGGAUACCAAAAAUUUGGCUUUGGAUACCAAACUCUGAAUGACCUAAAAAAUUUCAAACAUGAAAAUGUUAAACACCUUUGACGGGCUCCUGAUAGCUUUUGAAUACUAUCAGUUUGCCAGCAGUCUCUCCUCAUUGAGGACCAGCGUAUAGAAGUUUGUUGAAGGAUUAUGUGCAUUUUAGUGUAUUAACCCAUUAAGCCGCAAAGCGCCCCAGUGCACCCUAUACUUAUUUUAUUUACUUGUCUAAUGCCCAGGGCUGCAAAUAAAUAUUUGACUUGACAGGACAUUUGUCCGAUCACUUUUAAUUUUGGUCGGACAUAACUUGAAUUUGGUCGGACAAAAACCAACAUGACAAAAUUCAGUAGGACAUAUAUAUAUAUAUAUAUAUAUAUAUAUAUAUAUAUAUAUAUAUAUAUAUAUAUAUAUAUAUAUAUAUAUAUAUAUAUAUAUAUAUAUAUAUAUAUAUAUAUAUAUAUAUAUAUAUAUAUAUAUAUAUAUAUAUAUAUAUAUACUAUAUAUAUAUAUAUAUAUAUAUAUAUAUAUAUAUAUAUAUAUAUAUAUAUAUAUAUAUAUAUAUAUAUAUAUAUAUAUAUAUAUAUAUAAUAUAUAUAAUAUAUAUAAUAUAUAUAAUAUAUAUAUAUAUAUAUAUAUAAUAUAUAUAUAUAUAUAUAUAUAUAUAUAUAUAUAUAUAUAUAUAUAUAUAUAUAUAUAUAUAUAUAUAUAUAUAUAUAUAUAUAUAUAUAUAUAUAUAUAAAUAUAUAUAUAUAUAUAUAUAUAUAUAUAUAUAAAAUAUAUAUAUAUAUAAAAUAUAUAUAUAUAUAUAUAUAUAUAAGUCACAAGACAACUGGCGCAACGUUAAGUAAAAUUAAAUGCUAGAACGCCUCGUAAAUUUUAUUGCAAAAUGCAAAUUGAGUGAAUUUGCAAUCGGAUUUUGUCACAGCAAAAAAAUGUAUAAUGGUUAAUGUGACAAUUUUUUUUUGUGAUCGGACCAAUGUCCGAUCAAAAUUACUUUUGCUCGGACAUUUGCCAAAUUUGGUCGGACAUUGUCCGAUGUCCGACAGUAAUUUGCGGCCCUGAAUGCCAGACAAUUUUACUUGUCAAUGGGAAAGCUCUGCAGCUUAAUGGGUUAAUGACUUGUUUAGUUGUUGACUGUUGAGUCUUCUGUUGUUACCAGUAUUCAGAAGUGGGAUACCGGAUUCUCAGGGGGAUACUAAACUUUGAUUCCUGGUAUCUCGGUUGGAUGUACUGAGAAAAAAUAUAAAUUUCAGACCUUGAAUUAUAAUAUUUGCACUCAGAUUGCUACAAAGAAUUCAAGUUUUAUUGUCAUUCAUUCAGGUCACCCAACAUGCCUGAAGUAUUCACCGGAGCUAACGGAAAAGGUCCAGGCAGAGCGAUGGCAAUGUAUCGAGUGUAAAGUCUGUUCUGUUUGUAUGUCUGCAGGCAAUGCGGUAUGUUCACUGUGAACUCAUUCUGAAUCACGUUGAAACUUGCGACAAUAUUCUGUACUAUUACUGAAAUGUUGUUUUGCUUUGCAGGACAAUCUUUUAUUCUGUGACGCGUGUGACAAGGGAUUUCAUAUGGAAUGUCUUCGACCACCAAUGACGGAUAUGCCUUCAGGUAGACUAAAGAUAAUAUCUGUUUUGCACUCACCAUGUCCAGAUAUCUUUUUCAGGUACUGUAGUUCAGGUGCAGACCAACACAGGUUAUUGUAGAAUACUACCUGCAAGUGCCUGAAGGUAAAAAAUUUCAAGAACUCAGUUUUCAAAUGCCAAAACUCCGUUUUCAAAUGCCAAAACUCAGUUUUCAAAUGCCAAAACUCCGUUUUCAAAUCCCAUAACUCAGUUUUCAAAUGCCAGAACUCAGUUUUCAAAUGCCAGAACUCCGUUUUCAAAGGCCAGAACUCCCUUUUCAAAUGCCAGAACUCCCUUUUCAAAUGCCAGAACUCCCUUUUCAAAUGCCAGAACUCCCUAUUCAAAUGGCAAAACUCCCUUUUCAAAAGCCAGAACUUCGUUUUCAAAUGCCAAAACUGCGUUUUCAAAUGCCAAAAUUCCGUUUUCAAAUGCCAAAAUUCCGUUUUCAAAUGCCAGAACUCCCUUUUUAAAUGCCAAAACUACGUUUUCAAAUGCCAGAACUCCCUUUUCAAAUGCCAGAACUCCCUUUUCAAAUGCCAAAACUACGUUUUCAAAAGCCAGAACUACAUUUUCAAAAGCCAGAACUCCCUUUUCAAAUGCCAGAACUCCCUUUUCAAAUGCCAGAACUCCCUUUUCAAAUGCCAGAACUCCCUUUUCAAAUGCCAGAACUCCGUUUUCAAAAGCCAGAACUCCCUUUUCAAAUGCCAAAACUACGUUUUCAAAAGCCAGAACUCCCUUUUCAAAUGCCAGAACUCCCUUUUCAAAUGCCAGAACUCCCUUUUCAAAUGCCAGAACUCCCUUUUCAAAUGGCAAAACUCCCUUUUCAAAAGCCAGAACUCCCUUUUCAAAUGCCAAAACUCCGUUUUCAAAUGGCAAAACUCCGUUUUCAAAAGCCAGAACUCCCUUUUCAAAUGGCAAAACUCUUUUUUCAAAUGCCAUAACUCAGUUUUCAAAUGCCAUAACUCCGUUUUCAAAAGCCAGAACUCAGUUUUCAAAUGCCAUAACUCCGUUUUCAAAUGCCAUAACUCCGUUUUCAAAUGCCAGAACUACGUUUUCAAAUGCCAGAACUACGUUUUCAAAUGCCAGAACUACGUUUUCAAAUUCCAGAACUCCGUUUUCAAAUGGCAGAACUCCGUUUUCAGAUGCCAGAACUCCGUUUUCAAAUGGCAGAACUCCCUUUUCAAAUGCCAGUACUUCCUUUUCAAAUGGCAAAACUCCCUUUUCAAAUGCCAAAACUACGUUUUCAAAUGCUAAAACUACGUUUUCAAAUUCCAGAACUCUCUCUUCAAAUGCCAGAACUUCGUUUUCAAAUGCCAAAACGCCGUUUUCAAAAACCAGAACUCCCUUUUCAAAUGCCAGAACUUCCUUUUCAAAUGGCAAAACUCCGUUUUCAAAUGCCAAAACUACGUUUUCAAAAGCCAGAACUCCGUUUUCAAAUGCCAGAACUCCGUUUUCGAAUGCCAAAACUACCUUUUCAAAUGCCAGAACUCCGUUUUCAAAUGCCAGAGCUUCGUUUUUAAAAGCCAGAACUCAGUUUUCAUGAAACUUUUCGACUAAUUGGGUUUGAGCAAAUUAGUGGACACUCAAUUUUGACAAUAUGAAACAAAACUCAGAUUAUUGUAGAAUACUACCUACACUGGACCACCACGUUUGAGAUAUCUUUUUCAGGUAGUUCAGACACAAACCACGACAGCUUAUUGUAGAAUACUACCUAUACACUGACCAACCACGUUUGAGAUAUCUUUUUCAGGUAGUUCAGACGCAAACCACGACAGCUUAUUGUAGAAUACUCAUAGAGAUUAUAAAUAACACUAGAGGAGGCAUCGAGUACACCAAUGGGAACACGAAUACACAUCCGGGACUUGAAUUUGCCCCCCAAUAGUCGCGUUCCCUUUUUUUUACUGAAUUAAGAUUACAAUGCCUCCUCUAGUGUUAUUUAUAAUCUCUAUGAGAAUACUACCCACACUGGACCACCACGUUUGAGAUAUCUAUUUCAGGUAGUUCAGACACAAACCACGACAGCUUAUUGUAGAAUGCUACCUACACUGGACCACCACCUUUUGAGAUAUUGUUUUUCAGGUAGUUCAGACACAAACCACGACAGCUUAUUGUAAUACUACCUACACUGGACCACCACGUUUGAGAUAUCUUUUUCAGGUAGUUCAGACACAAGCCAUGCAUGUCAGUUUAAUAUCCUAUAUCUUGUGUUGUUUCAAGGUUCAUGGAUAUGUUUUAUGUGUACUUCGAAACCCUCACCAAAGAAAAGGAAGGCAAUCAUCACAACACCACCGCGGAGGAAAAUACAACACACGCCAAACGAUUCCAAAGAGUAUGUUGAUGCACUACCCUUGAUAAAGAUAGCGAAUGAACAAUCAGUAUUUAUUCAUUGUUUUUCAUUAUUUUUAUUUUAUUCGUGUUUCCGAUUUUUUAUCGUUUGCUAGACUUGGUGUUUGUCCGACCGAAGGAUGUGAUGGUAGUGGUCAUUCCUCUGGAAAAUAUACAACUCAUCGCAGGUAACUUGUCUGUAUUGCUUGUCUGUUUGUCUGUUUGUCUCCGCGUCUGCCUAUAAACUGUACCACGUCUGUGGUAUACAGUAUAUAUUAGAGACUUUACGAUUUUAGAACGGCAACGCGACGAAGACGGCCAAAAAACUCCUUCAAAUAAAUGGUAUUAAAGAUAAUUUGUCGUAUAUUAUCAAUCGUAUGAAUUUAAUACAUACAGUCUUAGAAGUUGAAGACAUGUGUUUUAUGUUUGGGAAGAGUUCUCCUGAACCCAGUUUGAAGUUGCACUUGUUGCGGCUUGAAAUGCAGCCGUUGUAUCAAGACGUGAAAAUCUGUGAUUUGGCGUUGUAAACAGAGCGAGGACAAUGUCUAAAUUAUUCAUAUAUUGUAUUUUUUUCAAUUCUUUUCAAUGAUUUAUUGUAUUGGUAGCCGAGGCCGUCGCGUUGCCGUCCUAAAUCGUAAGGUCUCUAUUCUGAAGCAAGCCGCCGUGUUUUAAACGUGGAGGUCCUAUUGUGGUUUGCAAAGGUGGGUCGACUACAAAAUUUCUGUAGUUCGUUAUAACUACAGCUACUUCAAAAAUAUGUAGUCAGCUACAACUACUGCUACUUUUGAACAAAGGUAGUUCGCUACUGACUACAGCUACUGCUUAAAAAAUGUAGCCAACUAUUUCGCUAUUUCGCUGCGCCAUAUUUUGUAGUUUUACUGUAUUUAGAGCACCUACUAACUCAGGCUGAAAUGUAAUCUAUAACAAAUCGACUUACGAGUAGCAACAAUAAACACAAAGCAACAUUUUUGUAAGCACUACAGUGUUCAGGAGUGCAAAUUGACUAUUGAGUAUUGAUUUUAAGCAAACCGUGUCUCAAUAUCAUGCUAUUCUAUCAAGUUGCUAACAAUUUUGAAAAGUAGCGAAUAGCGAUUCGCUGUUUGAAAAGUAGUCAACUACUUGGCUACUUUUAGGCAUACUAUGUUUUAGGCAAAAUGUAGUUCGCUAUAACUACAGCUAAAGUGGUCAAAAACUACUGGCUACUUGAAAAUUGUAGUUCGCUACAGUAGCGAACUACAACUACUUCGCUACUACCCACCCUUGACUAGUUUGUGACUGAACUACCUGAAAAAGUUGGAAAAUACUUUUCUCUUCUGUUUUUUACUCCUGCAGCUUGUACGGUUGUCCAAUUGCUCAAUCUUUGAAAAAGAGACAUCAGAUCGCAGAGCUCUCGCUGUCACCGGAGAAAGUGAAAGAAACGACAGAUGUUACACCAAAAAGAAGAGGCAAGGUCGGUCGACCUCGUUCGUCACCAAAAUCACCCACACACAAACGACCACCAUUACCACCAGGUGAGUGUUGAACUUAACUGAGGACUAUCUAUAUCAAACCCGGUGUUACAGCUGAUAGUGCCCUCAUAGUCCAGUCAAUCUGUGACCAGAGGUCAAAGAAAUUGCAAUAGAAUUUUUCUCAGUGGUAAAAUGUGAGGGAAGGUGUCCCGAUUAACAUACUAAAAAUCCCAAAAAAUCCCUUCGGUGGAACAUGGCGAAAAUCAAGUUUUUCUUACUUCUACCUAUAGAAAACCAUUGUGGACAGAAUGUUCAAAUUUUGAAAUAAUUUUUAGGCAAAUGUAACAUACGAUAUUUGUGGUGUUACUCUGAGUGUAUAUCCACACCGGGCGAGCUUGAAAAAUAUGCCCGGCCACGGUGGGAUUCGAACCUACGAACCUAGGUUCGAAUCCCACCGUGGGCGGGCAUAUUUUUCAAGCUCGCCCGGUGUGGAUAUACACUCAGAGUAACACCACAAAUAUCAUAUUCACCUGAGUACACUACACCAACACAGAAAAAAUUCAAAUGUAACAUACAUUAUUGGAAAGCUUAAACAAAACUAUAUUAAGGUCAAUUAAGCGGUUAUUUUCAAUUUACUGAAUUUGGUCUGUUUGUCGUUAUUCUAGCUGAAAGUUGGAAAAAUAGCGCAAAAUUUGCACAAAAUACAAAUUUAUGACAUUUUAAAUCUUGUAUAACUUCGGCUGGAUAGGCAAAAGCAAGGUAACUGUUUAAUGAUCUAUAUUUUAGUUUUUUUCUAAGCUUUCCAAUGAUGCAGGUUUAUUUGCAAAAAAAUAAUUUCAAAAUUUCAACAUUUUGUCCGCAAUGGUUUUCUAUAGGUAGAAGUAAGAAAAACUUGAUUUUCACCAUGUUCCACCGAAGGGAUUUUUUAGGAUUUUUAAUAUGUUAAUCAGAACAACUUUUGCGAUUACUUUGAUCAGGACCAUGCAUGUACUUAUAGUGAUUUGACUGGACCAUCACUGCCCUGUUUGAUUUCACAUAACGUAAAAUUCAGAAAGGACUAACUUAGAUUUUGAUAUGUAGCACUUGAAUUUACAUGCAAUAAUGAGCGAGACACAACCAAAAUAAAAUAUUUAUUAUUUAACAAGUAUAACUACGUCGGUAAUUGGUUGUUUUAUGCUAAUUUUUUGUAUUUUCAAAAACACUAGUUCAACGUUCAAACAUCAAUGGCGCAGUCAAUAUUGCGUGUAAAUUCAAGUGUUAUACAGGGUGUAUCAAAAAAAGCGCAAUCCUCGACUGAAAUGUAAAUUGCUAAACAAAUAAUAGACGAAAACGUUAAAGUUUACAUUCAUUUUAAAGCGUAGCCAUCCCGCUUUCUAACAGUGGGUUGUUUCUUAAAUUUGACUCAUUGGUUCGCGGGUAAUAAUACUUUACGUUCUUGCGAUUGGAGAUUAAAAAAAUUGAGAUGGAAUAACUAAACGUUCUCAUGAAAAUAACUGAUUUUUUCAUUAAAACAAAAAAAUGUUGCAUUUUAUUAAAUGGAUUGUAACAAUAAGUAUAAUUACGGCUUUUCUUCCACUAUUUUUAACUCAGUUUGAAACUUCAAAUGCGAUAUAAUUUUGGCUUGGACCAUCUAGCUGACUGACAUCAACUUGCUAUAAUUUCUGUUUACAUUACAUCGCAAUUCGAUGACACUCUGGCUCAGACACCAGAAUGUUUUGACGAUUUUUAGCAUUCAUUUAGGAUUUUCAAACAACCUGGUCUCUUUUAAAAUACUUUUAAUUUGUUCUUAAUUUUACGUGGUUUUCCAGAUGUAGUGACGACAACAUUAAAGUUUAAAGAAGAAAAUUCUAACAUUUAGCCUAAACCGACUAAACAAUAACAUGGUAAACUUGCAUAAUUAAACAGCAACUAAAAAUGAUAUGUUUUACUAAAUCUUUUCCUGUGCAAUUAUUACUAGCAUUGGAGACAAGGAUAAUAGUUUGUUUGAAAGAGAAAAGAACAGGCUUUGAAGUAAGCCUAAAAGCGUUUAACUAGAAAUAGUAUUUCGAAAGUUAUUAAGCACAAAAGAUGAAUUGCGUUUAUUUUGAUACACCCUGUAUAUCAAAUCUAAGUUUGUCCUUUCUGAAUACAAUGAUCUUUAUUUCAUUGCAAUAGCUUUUCUAGCUUUUACGUUUCAUGAAAUCAAACAGUGUCACCUGGGACACCCGGUACAUUUGAUGCUAGUUUUAACACACAAUCAGCUUACGUCAGUAAGCAAUGUCAGGGGUUUUUUCAGGGAUUUUUUAGGGCCGUAAAACGGCCCCCAAAACUCAAUCUUGAAUUGAGUUUUGAAACUCAAUCUUCUCAUCAAAAGAUUUUGUGCAGUAAAAUGAAGUUGUUUGAGUUAAAUUCAUGACGUGUGCAAAUUAGUUUUCAGUUGAAAACCCGAAAAUUAAGUAAAAAAUGGCUGGAAUUCAUUUCACAUCACAAGAAAAACAACACAUUUGCCGUCUUAAACCAGUUUAUAGUGUCCCUUCGUGCCCCUGCUUUAACACAUUGCAUCUCAAAUACAUUAAAGUGGGCACAGGUUUCAACCUCCCGGUAGGGGGGGGGGGGAGACAGCCACCCCAGACUUCAGCUGUUCAGCUAAACUCAAUCUUCUCUGCAAAAACGGACCCAAGAGAAAAUCCUGGGGAAAAAACCUGAAUGUAUUUUUAAUAAUAAAUCUAUCCAUCUAUCGCCUAUGUAAUCACAGAUUCAUUUCCCUCAGGUGUGACGGAAGAAGAUUAUCUGUUAUUCAAGAAAGCGCAAGAAAACGCAAGCAGCGAAAUGGGUGUUCAACCUGACGCUGAUCCAGGAUCCAAUUCACGCUCACCACCGUUCAUUCAGUUCGGACCUUAUGAGAUCACCACGUGGUAUUCGUCACCAUACCCCCAGGAAUAUGCGCAGUAAGUACGACCCACAAUCUAUAUAUUAUAUCUGAAAUAAUCCUGAGCCUCCAGCCCUCCACAUGGCAUAUACUGUAUAUGUGAUAUUUGGAAAGACGAUACAAUUAAAACACGUCUUUAUUUUAGACUUCCCAAACUUUAUCUUUGUGAAUUCUGCCUCAAGUACAUGAAGAGCAUUAGCAUAUUACAGCGACAUAAGGUACAGUAUGACCUUCUGCAUUGAGAACUAACUUUAUUAUUUAUACUGGAUAGCUCUAUCAGUUCUAAACUGUUCUUCCUACAGGUCCAGUAAGGAUCAUCUCUUAUUGAUCCAGUGUUACUACAGGAGGAAACCUAAACUAAACUAACUUUAUUUAUACUGGAUUACUCUAUCAGUUCUGAACUGUUCUUCCUACAGGUCCAGUAAGGAUCAUCUCUUAUUGAUCCAGUGUUAGCACAGGAGAAAACCUUAACUAAACUAACUUUAUUUAUACUGGAUAGCUCUAUCAGUUCUAAACUGUUCUUCCUACAGGUCCAGUAAGGAUCAUCUCUUAUUGAUCCAGUGUUAGCACAGGAGGAAACCUAAACUAACUUUAUUUAUAUAAUAACUAUAGUGAAACACGCAAUUUGAUUGGUCAAUAGCCGUGCAGGAUCAGGCUAUCCUGCACGAGGAAUUAAAACGCCUUCGCGGGAUUUUCGCGGGAUUCUCUCAAAAUAUCAUUGUUUCACUGUAGUUAUUUUAUAAAACAAUUACCAAAUGGUUUUCCAAGCAUGAUAGCGUGAUCCAUGCACUUGGGAUAUUGCUCGACUUUCGGAAAGCGUAAAAUACACUCGCCUGCGGCUCGAGUAUUUUUACGCUUUCCGAAAGUCUCGCGACAUCUCUCGUGCAUGGAUCACGCAAUCCUGCACGGAAAACCAUUCGGUAUUCCUUUAUUAUACUGGAUUGCACUAUCCUAAACUGUUCUUCCUAAAAGUCCAGUAAAAGUCAUCUCUUAUUGAUCCAGUGUUAGCGCAGGCGGAAACCUAAACUGAACUAACUUUAUUUAUACUGGAUGACUCUAUCAGUUCCAAACUGUUUUUCAUAGAGGUCCAGUAAGAGUCAUCUCUUAUUGAUCCAGUGUUAUCACAGGCGAAAACUUGAGCACCAGAAGAAAGUCUGCAGCGUUUGAUAGAGCCGUUUGUUUUAUUCAUGUUAUUUUGACAUUUCAGACCAAGUGUGGAUGGUUCCAUCCCCCUGCUAACGAGAUUUAUCGCCAUGAUGAUAUUUCUGUGUUUGAGGUUGACGGAGCAGUGAACAAGGUAAGAAAAGGCCUGGGUACGUAACAUCCUAAUGUAAUGAAACAUGUUGACAGGGUGGGUUAGGCACAUAGGAUAGGUCUGGAGGCAGAUCAUUAAUGAGGUAUGGACUAAUAGCGGCAGCUGCUCAAGCGCCAUUUGUAAGCUCAAAGUCUACCUCGGUCUGCUUCACGUCAGUCCGGUUCUAUCUAUCUAUUCAUAAUGUAACCAGUCACUGAAAAGCCCUGUUAGGGAGUGUGCUGUGAAAUAUCUGUAUCUGUAUCUGCAUGUACAAUUGGCUAAUCUUUGAAUGUGAAGGAUUCAUUAUUCCUUCAUGUCUAGCAUUCAGCCUAGAUCAUACAUCGAGCUGUGUUUGGUUAGUUGAUCUGAUUCCAGUGAAGAUCUAACUCUAGGAUACAGCCACAUUUAUUAUCGAUGGAAAUAUAUUUUAUUAAAAUAUAUCGUUAUACUAGAUAGCUCUUUCAGUUCUAAACUGUUCUCCCUAGAGGGCCAGUAAGGGGUCAUCUCGAAUUGAGCCAGUAUUACUACAGGACGAAACCUAAACUAAACUAACUUUAUUUAUACUGGAUAGCUCUAUCAGUUCUAAACUGUUCUUCCUAGAGGUCCAGUAAGGGUCAUCUCUCAUUGAUCCAGUGUUACUACAGCAGGAAAUCUAAACUAAACUAACUUUAUUUAUACUGGAUAGCUCUAUCAUUUCUAAACUGUUCUUCCUAGAGGUUCAGUAAGAAUCAUCUCUUAUUGAUCCAGUGUUACUACAGGAGGAAACCUAAACUAAACUAACUUUAUUUAUACUGGAUAGCUCUAUCAGUUCUAAACAGUUCUCCCUAGAGGGCCUGUAAGGGUCAUCUCGAAUUGAGCCAGUAUUACUACAGGAGGAAACCUAAACUAAACUAACUUUAUUUAUACUGGAUAGCUCUAUCAUGCAGUUCUAGACCGUUCUCGCUAGAGAUCCAGUAAGUAUCAUUUCUUAUUGAUCCAGUGUUACUACAGGAAGAAACCUAAACUAAACUAACUUUAUUUAUACUGGAUAGCCCUAUUAAUUCUAAACUGUUCUCCCUAGAGGUCCAGUAAGGAUCGUCUCUUAUUGACUCAGUGUUACUACAGGAGGAAAUCUAAACUAAACUGAACUAAACUAAACUAACUUAAUUUAAAGUAUACAUAGCUCUAUCAGUUCUCUUGGUGGUGAAAUUUCAUAUGUUCUCACAAUGUUUUGUAUUUAUCAUUUCUUUUGUAAAGAUUUACUGCCAAAACCUGUGUCUGUUGGCCAAAUUAUUCCUGGAUCACAAAACUCUUUAUUAUGACGUCGAGCCGUUCUUAUUCUAUGUGUUGACAUUAAACGACAGAAAAGGUUGUCAUCUUGUUGGCUAUUUUUCUAAGGUAAGAAAAUAUUAAAUUAUCAACUAAUUCUAUUGAUACUGGGUGGCUUCUGUUCUCCCAAGAGGUUCUGUAAUACCUUGAUCCAAUGAACUGCAACUACAUCAGGAUACCUUUACCAAACUAACUUUUAAACUGCAUAUAGCUCUAUCAGUUUUUAAUUGCUCUCCUUUGAGGUCCAGUAAGGAUCAUCUCUUAUUGAUCCAAUAUUACUACAGGAGGAAACCUAAACUAACUUUAUUUAUACUGAUUAAUUCUCUCAGUUCUAAAUGCAUUGAAAUCUUAAUUGUCUAGCAUUAUAAGGUAUUUACACUGAAUGAUCCUUUCUUAAACCAGGAAAAAGCUUGCCAACAGAAGUACAAUCUGUCUUGUAUCAUGACGAUGCCUCACUACCAAAGACAAGGAUACGGAAGACUGUUGAUAGAUUUCAGUAAGUAACCUGUAAACCAAUAUAUCUACAAUCGUGGACAAAACUGUUAAUAAAACUAAUUAAUAUCAUAAUGAAAUUGCAUUAACCAAAUUGUAUUCCACAUUCUGCCCCCCUUUCCCCCAUUCAAUGUUGGAUUCGCCAUCCCCACACUAUAGACCCAUUACUGCAACAUUGUUCCGGGGGGAGAGGGGGCCUAUGUGGCAUGAUGCGCAUGUAUUAACGAAUAUUGAACAAAAAUGUACAUAACUGCGAGUUUUAUUAACAGGUUUUGUCCACGAUUGUAUCUACUGUAUCUAUGCUUUGAGCCAGUCAGAGAUAGCGGACGUCAAGUCUAAACCUCCGUUAAUGAUUUAAGACUAGAAGUUACUUUCGCAAGGAACGUUCUGUCUCACCCCCAAGGGAUCAAAGGCUGCAUGCACAAUUUGCUGAAGAAGGGGCUGUUCAUAUGAUUCCGCUUUGCCAGGACGAAAUAUGAGGCGGGACGAUUUCGAUGUAUUGCAGUCAGUCAUGGUGCACAAUUCAGUAAAAAAAUUUAUUAUUUUACAAGGUUCCUUGACUGUUUUUUAAGGAAUUUUAUUUCAUUUUUUCUAGGCUAUUUGUUAUCAAGGAUUGAAGGUCAGUCGGGCUCACCCGAGAAACCUCUGUCAGACCUAGGGUUACUCACAUAUCGCAGUUAUUGGAAAAGUGUAAUCAUGGAAUAUUUCAGUAAACAUAAAGAUUCGCAAGUAACUAUUAGAGGUAUGGUACAGUUAUAGUACUGUACUUUAAGUAAUAUUUCAAAUUCAACUAUGAGAACUGGACUAGAUUUCAAGUCCGCACAAUUUGAUUACAAUUUGAUUUGAAUGAAAAUCCAGUCAGAAUUGGAGGAUUUGAAAUGACAUCUUGUAUGAAUACAUCACUGGUUAAAGUGAGGCGUAAUUUUGACCCAGUCCUAUAAAGACUGGAUCAAUAUACUUUACCGUACCAGGUAUCCAGUAAAAUAAAGUAAUAUGGUUGGCUAAUUUUCUCAUGAGUUAUUAAUGAGUUUGAGAUCAAUAUGUACUGUAUUGUUGAUGUUAAAAAUCAACUGAACAUUCUCGCAUGAAGUUUGUGAUGGCAUCCAUUUUUCGCAUGAAGUUUGUGAUGGUAUCCAUUUCUCGCAUGAAGUUUGUGAUGGCAUCCAUUUCUCGCAUGAAGUUUGUGAUGGCAUCAUUUCUCGCAUGAAGUUUGUGAUGGCAUCAUUUCUCGCAUGAAGUUUGUGAUGGCAUCCAUUUUUCGCAUGAAGUUUGUGAUGGCAUCCAUUUCUCGCAUGAAGUUUGUGAUGGUAUCCAUUUCUCGCAUGAAGUUUGUGAUGGUAUCCAUUUCUCGCAUGAAGUUUGUGAUGGCAUCCAUUUCUCGCAUGAAAUUUGUGAUGGUAUCCAUUGCUCGCCUGAAAUUUGUGAUGGCAUCCAUUUCUCGCAUGAAAUUUGUGAUGGCAUCCAUUUCUCGCAUGAAAUUUGUGAUGGCAUCCAUUGCUCGCAUGAAGUUUGUGAUGGCAUCCAUUUCUCGCAUGAAAUUUGUGAUGGUAUCCAUUGCUCGCAUGAAAUUUGUGAUGGCAUCCAUUUCUCGCAUGAAAUUUGUGAUGGCAUCCAUAUCUCAUUGUCUCUGUAGAUGUAUGCAAAGCCACUGGGAUGGACCCACACGACAUAGCGGCCACACUACAAGUCCUGAAUAUGGUGGUCAAGAAGGACGACAAGUAAGCUUUAUUUUACAAUUGAUUUCACGAACCGUUUGCCAAAAAUUUCGUAGUUUCCCGUUUUGCUACAAAAGUUGAUCAUUAAGUUAGCACGCAAUUUCAAAACGUGAAUAUGAAUUUCACCAUGCAUCGAGUUCUAGAAACAAACUCUUUUAUUGGCUAAACAGCUAGUGACAAACAUUAGUUAGCUUAAUACAAGGCUGUUUGUGAAAUGUGAAAUUCAUAGUACACCAGCUUGGCCAAACAAACUUCUCGACAAACUUGCCAACUUUGCAGCGACAGUCAAGAUUUCCAAUCAAUCUUCAGCAACAAACUCUUUUAUUGGCUAAACAGCUAGUGACAAACAUUACUUAGCUUACAAGGUUGUUUGUGAAUUUCAUAGUACACCAGCUUGGCCAAACAAACUUCUCGACAAACUUGCCAACUUUGCAGCGACAUUCAAGACUGCCAAACAAUCUUCAGAAAGAAAUUUGUCGCCAAAGUUUCGUGUGGUCAGCUGUUUAAAACGUACACUAACUUUCUUUCUAGUGGAAAGCUCUAUCAGUUCUAAACCAGGCCUCGAAUUUCCCUGAAAUCAAUCGACGGCAAUGGCGUUAAAAAUUGCUGUAGAAGGUAACAGAGCUGUCUACGGCAAUUUUGGCAGUUUCCACGGCAUUUUUUCAAAUAUACUGUAAUGAAAAUCUAAUUUUAUUGUUACUUUGGAUUGUUGACAAGCUAGAAACAUGUUUACGUAUUUCUUUAAUGUGUUUUUUUUUUCGAAGAAAACUGAAACUAAAAUAGUGGUUUACGCAUGAUUUGAUCAACAUCUGAAUUCAAGUAUCAAAAUAGUAAUGCACAGUGAAUAGUAUAAAAAUUACACUAUACGGCAAAAAAUUGCCGCGAUAAAAUCCACGGCAUUUUGUUCUCCCUCUACGGCAAUUGCCGCGAUAAAAUUCAAGCCCUGUUCUAAACUGUUCUCUUCUCCGCAGGAUAUUCAUAUGCCUCAAUCGUAAGUAUAUCAACGAGUUCACGGAAAAGUUAAUUUCUCAGAAACGCUUGGCCCUUGAUCCGGAGCGACUCCGUUGGACUCCCCUGGUUCAUGCGACCGCCGUCGUCGCGGAACAAACUUCCGAGAAAGAACAGCAGGACAAAAAACGUAAACAAUCUGAGGGGGAAGAAACCGUAGAGGUCGAUGUCAUCGGGGACCAAAAACCCGAUGGUGAUUCUCCCGGUAGGGUGGAAACCCGCGGUGGGGCCAAACCUCCGGCAGUGGUAAAAAAUGGCAGAAGUAGUAGCGAAGACGAGGAGGUCGUGCGACCAAGGAAACGAUCUCGAAAAGCGAUUGAUGAAAGCGAGUCGGAGAAGGCAUCGGACGACGAAGACAAGCCGAUGGAUGUCGAAGAUGAACCCGAAGGUGAAACGAAAGAUGGCGAGGUUGAACCGGAAGUGAAUGGUUUGCUGGAAGUCGCAGUAUCGCCGGAAGUUGAAGAUUUGCCGGAAGUUGAAGAUUUGCCGGAAGUUGAAGAUUUGCCGGAAGUUGAAGAUUUGCCGGAAGUUGAAGAUUUGCCGCAGAUCGAAGGGAGUGAUCGAGUGGAGACUGGGGCUGACGGGAAGAGUCGAAGUAGUUCCGUUUCUCUCCGAAGUAACGCGAGCGAUGACGAAUCCUCGUCGGACGAAAGCGAUGAUUCAUCUAGCACUUCAUCGUCAUCAUCUUCCGAUUCCUCGUCGAGCAGUGACGAAGGUGACGCGAAGUCCGCCGAGCGGAAGAAAAGUCCGCUAUUUGAUACGUUCCGAAAGGCAAGUUUACUGAACCUAAACUAAACUAACUUUAUUUAUACUGGAUAGCUCUACAGUUCUAAACUGUUUUAGGUCCAGUAAGGAUAGUUUGUUAUUGAUCCAGUGUUACCACAGGAGGAAACCUAAACUAAACUAACUUUAUUUUUACUGGAUUAUAACUCUAUCAGUUCUAAACUGUUCUCCCUAGAGGUCCACUAAGGUUCAUCUCUUAUUGAUCCAGUGUUACUACAGGAGGAAACCUAAACUAGACUAACCUUAACUUACUAAACUAACGUUAUUCGUAUUAUACUAUCUAGCCAAUCAAACCCACGACAGAUCCAGUGCUGACCGGAGUUAAAGACGCACCCUCGGAACUUGGUAUCCCGGCGGAAAAUAUCCAGGAAGAAGCAACCGGGGUGUUUGGCCUCCCAGCUCAAGAGGAGGAGGCAUUCGACCUGGGGGACACGCCAUCCCUUCAGGAGUUCCUUGGCGGAGACAUUAUUAGUACUGGGGACGACCUUACUGGAGACAGUCUACUGGAGGAAGUGAGUGAUGUUUAUUAUGAUGAGACCGCAGGUGAUGAUGGGAAGGAAUUGGAAUAGACCAAUCAAGUAAGCUGCUAGUUCAUGGUAUAGAUUACGUGUCCAAAUGACGCGUUGGAAUGAAAUUUGAAGUUGAACCUGGUAACUGUGACUGGUAGAAUUCAUGUCAAAGUAUUCAAGUUUUCAAUCAUUUAGUUGUAUUCACAUAUAGCCACAACAUAUUAACUGUCUGUUAACAAUAAAACUUUAUUGUAGCAUAUUUUGUAUUCUGGCAAAAUAAAGAAAGGUGGACUAAGGGGCUGUUUAUAUGGUCCCGCUUACCCGGGAUUCAAUGAAGUGUGAAGCAUUUUGAGCAAUUGAAAUAAGUCGCACUUCAUCAUCUAACUGACAAAAUUGGUUGUUACAAAUUUUAUGAAAUUCCAUGUUUUAGACAAAAGACAAAUGUUGUUGAAUGCUAUUAAUCGUCUUCUUUCACUACAUAACUUCUAGCGCGUUCCUAAUUUCGUUUAAACAAUAUUUAAAGUUAUCUAACUUUUGUUUAGGGCUGAAAAGUGUAUUUCAAUUGCUCAAAAUACAUCACACUUCAUUGAAUCCCGGGUAAGCGGGACCAUAUAAACAGCCCCUUAAUGAAAUAUUUUUUGUGAUUUGAGCAAAGUCAACCGUCCAAAAACAAUGGACCUUUAACCUUAUAACUAAAAUUUUGAUCUAGACAAAAAUUUCAUCACAGCUUGAAAGAGCAUCACAAAAUUAGUAAUAUUCCAAAGUUUCGUUACGAAAUGUUGUAAAAUGCGGAUAAUAUAGCCUUGCGAAGUUUGCAAUUUUCAGUCAUUUUAGAUAAUCGGGUGUUUGGGUAUCAAUUUCCCGUUUGUAAUCUAAAAUGACUGAAAAUUGCAAACUUCGCAAGGGCUAUAUUAUCCGCAUUUUACAACAUUUCGCAACGAAACUUUGGAAUAUUACUAAUUUUGUGAUGCUCUUUCAAGCUGUGAUGAAAUUUUUGUCUAGACUUGUCUAGAUCAAAAUUUUAGUUAUAAGGUUAAAGGUCCAUUGCAGUUCCAUUAUGGCUAUAUGUAAAACACAAAUGAGUGAUUGGAGACUGUGAGAUGCCUAUUUUAAAUGUUCCACAGUCUCGGUUACAUGUUAUGAUUGCAAAUAUUAUCCUCAGAAGCGUAAUUUGAAGAUGCAUGAACCGUUCAGAAUUUAUCUAUCGACUUUGUUACGUAACAUUGAGAAAAAACGAUUUAAGUUUUCAAGUCUUUUGUAAUAUUUAAGUAUUUAUUCUAGACGUUUUCAAAAAGCAAAUAACUUAUAUAAUUUCUAUAUGAAACAUGGCUUAUUAUUUCAAAACAUUCUUAAGACACAAAGCAAUCCGAUUUACAUAUAUAUAUAUACGACAUAGUAUUUCAUUUCUAUUUUUUUUUUGUGAAACCUUGUUCUACACAUUAGCAUAAAUUAUUAAAAUAUAAUUACUUGUGCACACUGUUGGAAAUUGGUUUAAUAAGCUAGACAAUAGGAAUAGCAUUCUGUUUUCUAAUAAAAGGCAAAUGUUUAUACUUUAUCUCAAAUAUGGCAAUCCAGUUGUACAGGUGUCAACAAAUCCGUUAAUCUUCUCCCUUGUUUUAUGUUUCUAAAAUACGGCCAUAGUUGUAUCCUUUCUAUUACCACCACCACCCCCCCCCCGGAGAUAUUAGGGAGUUUAAGCUUCACGUUUCCGGGAACGGCAGGUUCGAACUUUCUUGGCAAAAUUUUCGUUGAACGUUUUCGUUUCCUAUUUUCUUUCUUGCGUCGAAAGAAUAACUAUGUAUUUCAGUUUUAAAACAGCAAGUUCAUUUCCUCUUUAUCGUCUGAUACCGUAAAAUUUUCUUUGCCUGGCGUUUGCCGUUUGACGUAUAACGCGAAGCUUAAACUCUCUAUUAUUCUAUUACUCCAUCCC
Paramuricea clavata is the source of this 23111-nucleotide messenger RNA. Lineage: Eukaryota; Metazoa; Cnidaria; Anthozoa; Malacalcyonacea; Plexauridae. The record is from the annotation of a GenBank genome assembly.